Pyricularia grisea is the source of this 1391-nucleotide messenger RNA. RefSeq lists its product as uncharacterized. Gene Ontology annotation, molecular function: ditrans,polycis-polyprenyl diphosphate synthase [(2E,6E)-farnesyl diphosphate specific] activity. Gene Ontology annotation, cellular component: endoplasmic reticulum; membrane; lipid droplet. The record is from RefSeq and is a predicted model, not a curated record. NCBI's taxonomy places the organism in Eukaryota, Fungi, Ascomycota, Sordariomycetes, Magnaporthales, Pyriculariaceae. The coding region runs from base 95 to 1150 and encodes 351 amino acids. The transcript has 3 exons.
UUUCAUACUUUUUUUUUUUUUUUUUUUUCUUCCAGAACCUACGUAGUUCUUCCGGCUCCCCCAACAUAUUUGUCAGCCGCUUCCACCAUUCAACAUGUCGGACCUUCACAUGUCACAUAUCACCAAAUGGUUUACCAGCUCACCUCCAGCGGAAUGGGCCAUUAAGAACCUACGACAGCUUUUGAUAGGAGCGCUGCGCCAGGGGCCGAUCCCUCGCCAUGUCGCCUUCGAAAUGGACGGCAACAGGCGGUAUGCCCGAAGCCACAAGAUUGAGACUGUAGCAGGACAUCAUAUGGGUUUUGAAGCUCUGGCGCGCGUCCUUGAAAUAUGCUACAAUUGUGGCGUCAAGGUUGUCACAGUCUAUGCGUUUAGUAUCGAAAACUUCAAUCGUCCCAAAUAUGAGGUGGAGGGUCUUAUGCAGAUGGCCAAGUACAAGCUGGAACAGCUUCUUGAGCAUGGCGAGGUGCUCGAUCGCUACGGCGCUCGAGUUAUCAUUUCGGGUCAGCGAGAUCUAAUUCCGCCGGAUGUGCUUGGCUUCGUAGACCGAGCUGUGAAUGAGACGAAGCACAAUAAGGGCCAUAUCCUUAACAUUUGCUUUCCAUAUACCGCCAGAGAGGAGAUCACCCAGGCUAUACGAUCAACUGCUGUCGAGUACUCGAGUCACCCUCGCCCGCAGAACAGCGCCUUCUCCCAGACGCGCAUCAAGCAAAAGAUCCUUUCGAAACAUGCGGGAAACAAGGAAGCGGCACUUGGUUCCAUCCAAGAGUCUCCGCCUCCCGAUGAUGUAGAUUGCUCCGUGUCAUCGGGAACAACACUGCCCCCAGGCACACCUCCAUCAUCGGAAUCAACCGUCCAGGAUGUACCAAGACCUUUCAAGAACCCCGAGACUAUCACUGCGGAGACGCUCAAUAAUCACAUGUACACCGCAGAGUGCCCUCCAUUGGAUCUCUUCAUACGAACUAGCGGCGUGGAGAGACUCAGCGACUUUAUGCUCUGGCAGUGUCACCAAGACACCCAGAUCUUUUUCCUCAAGUGUCUCUGGCCUGAUUUUGACUUGCGGUAUUUCCUUCCUGUUCUCGUGGAAUGGCAGUGGAGGCAAAAGCAGAGGGAGAGGGACGAGAAGCCCAAGAGACACCUCAAACAGCGAUAGUGUUUUUUUCUUCUUCUCUGCUCCCGCAUCCACUUUACUUGUUUCCAAUUCGCGGGCUGGCUAUGCCCAGGAGGCAUGCAGACAUGGAGAUAUGAAUGGCAGCUUCGUUAAGCUCCGAUGUUAUUCGGCAUAGAGACAUUAGCGGGCCAGCAUGGCAUCUGAUGCGACCCUUUUUUCUUCUUUCUUAUUUUCUUUGUGGGUAGGAAACGCAAAACUAGCACCUUGAUACCGAGCCUUGUUA